AUGGCUCUCAAGAGGCUCACCCAGGAACUGACUCCGCUCGGCAAGGAGAAGUGGGUUGAUAUCGAGACGUCCCCGGCCCCGCCGUACCAGCCCGACGAGGCCAACAUGCUCAGGUGGAAACUUGGCCUCUGGGUCGUCAACCCGGACAGCGUCUGGCACGGAGCCUACCUCAGAGCCGAGAUGCGAUUCCCCAACGACUACCCCUACCAGCCGCCGGCAUUCCGCUUCCUGACCAAGAACAUCUGCCAUCCCAACGUCUACCCCGACGGCAACCUCUGCAUCUCGAUCCUCCACAAGCCGGGCGACGACGUGCAGUCGGGAGAGCUGGCCAGCGAGCGGUGGAACGUGCUCCACGGCGUCGAGUCCGUGCUCCGAUCCGUCCUCCUCCUGCUCGACGACCCGGAGAUCAACUCACCCGCCAACGUCGACGCCGGCGUCAUGUACCGCGACCAGAGGGCCCGGUACGACGAGCUGGCCAAGGCCACCGUCGCCAAGUCCCAGAGGGACGUGCCCGCCGGGAAUAGGAUGCCUACGGUCGAGGAGCUCACGCCCGCACCUGUCAAUUCAGCACCUCGGCUUGCUCUGGCCAAGUCCGUUCGGGGCAUCGUCAUCGAAGCCGGCUGCGAUGUCGCCGGUCGCGCUGUGCUUAUCUUAUCAGCUACCCCAGCCGACGCUGAGAAGUACCGGCAGUGA
Messenger RNA from Geosmithia morbida, 693 nucleotides. Its product is annotated as ubiquitin-conjugating enzyme E2 R. The transcript is spliced from 5 exons. Gene Ontology annotation, biological process: proteasome-mediated ubiquitin-dependent protein catabolic process; protein polyubiquitination. Bases 1 to 693 code for a protein of 230 amino acids. The record is from RefSeq and is a predicted model, not a curated record. Gene Ontology annotation, molecular function: ubiquitin conjugating enzyme activity. Lineage: Eukaryota; Fungi; Ascomycota; Sordariomycetes; Hypocreales; Bionectriaceae.